AUGGCUUUACCUAUCUGGAACCGCAAGCAUGAUCUGAUCUAUCUGAUCUUCUUCCUGACACACAUCCCAAUCAUGUUUUGUGUCGACCUUACACCAUUGUACCCAUCAGCCUUGAAACCCGCAUUCAUGACAAAUCUCAGAGCCUGGUACAUCACAACCUACAGAGACCAAUUCUUCUCAUCUCCACCCGCCUGGUUUGAUACCUACAUCUGGAUUGAGGCUCUGUACCAUGUUCCUCUGAGCUUCUGGGCCGUACCAGCUCUUCUGCGUGACGAUCCCAAAGUACCGCUACAUCUUCUCGUCUUCGCCCUGGAGGCUGGACUCACCACAUUGACUUGCAUUGCCGACUAUCUCAGCUGGAGUGGCUACUCAAACAACGAGAAAAUUGAACUUGGAAAGCUCUACGUACCCUACCUAGCAUUGGCAGUCUUCAUGGGUUUUGAUAUGUUCUACCGACUGAGCAAGAUAAUCUCCAGAUCAGACAAGGCAGCCAUUGGCAAGAAGGCCCAAUAG
Molecule: messenger RNA, 513 nt
Organism: Aureobasidium namibiae CBS 147.97
Lineage: Eukaryota; Fungi; Ascomycota; Dothideomycetes; Dothideales; Saccotheciaceae
Exons: 3
Coding region: 1-513 (170 amino acids)
Cellular component (GO): endoplasmic reticulum
Source: RefSeq, a predicted model, not a curated record